AUGUCCACUAUUAUUUCAGAGCACGCAUCAUUACUGAGAGUACUCAUUUCUCUUAUUUGUAUCAUCCUUCCUAUACUCGUACCUGCUCUGCGUCCCCGACAACCUCGCCCCAAGGGAUGUCGCCUCCUUGGCCUUGCACAUGGGCAGAAGAGCAACCUGCACGAUGAAUUUAACCCAGUGUAUAGCGAUGCCAAUUCCUAUCGCGUCAAGGCUCUCUUCACAUAUCCGCUAAAAUCAUGCCGUGGAAUCGAACUACAAGUCGCCGAUGUCGUCCCAACGGGGUUGCAGUUCGACCGCAUGUUCACCUUUGCCGAAUACGGCGCUGACGGGUGGAAUUGUCGAACCCUGCGCAACUCGGGUUUCCAUAACCUGGCCCUGAUUCAUCCUGAAAUCUGGUUGCCCGAUCCCUCUGCUUCGGACUAUGACCCGGCCUUACCCGAAGUUCAUUCGCGGGGCGUGAUGGUCGUGUCGUAUCCACGUCUUUGGCCGGCUGGUUGGCGCGGAUUGCUCGUACAAAUGGGUAUGAUGCUUGGAAUAGUCUCUCGUCGACGGUUCUUUCAGGUGCCUCUAUUCCCAAAUGCUGAGGAGAAGUUGGUCCCCGUCACUAUAUGGAAGGACCAGCCUCUAUCCUAUGACUACGGACAAUAUCUACCUGCAUCACUACAUGAGUUCCUGGGAAAAGAUACCAAAGGCCAGAAACAGAAACAAAUCAACCUUUUCCGCGCCAGCACAGAGCACCACCGUGAAAUCUUUCGCAACGCGCCACGCAAAGAGAACCUCGGCUUCCAGCCUGUCACCUCUUUCGCAGACGCAUACCCAAUCCACCUAUUAAGUCUAAGCAGUCACAGGGACGUAGCAUCGCGCUGCGCAUAUGCGAUCCCACGACUGACAAUCUGCCGCUUCCGCGCUAACGUGAUAGUUGAAGGCCCCGACGCCUUCGCAGAAGACCACUGGAAACGGAUCUCCAUCGGCGGGACGGAGAUUCAUACCGUCUGCAGAACAGUGCGCUGUCUUCUGCCCAAUGUGAAUUACGAUACUGGCGUGAGACAUCUGCAUGAACCGGACCGGACGCUGAAGUCUUAUCGGCGUAUUGAUCUAGGCGCGAAGCAGUAUGCUUGUUUGGGUAUGCAGCUUGUUCCUGCAAAACGGGAGUUCACGGUUAGAGUUGGGGAUUCUGUGGAUGUGCUUGAGAUGGGAGAGCAUUAUUAUAUUAAGAUGCUUAGUCCUGGGGAGAAGGUGCCGGGUGUUUAA
Messenger RNA from Penicillium lagena, 1251 nucleotides. RefSeq names its product MOSC domain protein. The transcript has a single exon. Lineage: Eukaryota; Fungi; Ascomycota; Eurotiomycetes; Eurotiales; Aspergillaceae. Bases 1 to 1251 code for a protein of 416 amino acids. The record is from RefSeq and is a predicted model, not a curated record. Gene Ontology annotation, molecular function: molybdenum ion binding; pyridoxal phosphate binding; catalytic activity.